UGUUGCAUAAUGUUGCCUUCUUUCAUCUUUCUCUUAGAUAUGCUGACCUUUGAGUUUUGCAUAUACUCUAGUAUAUAUAGGGAUUAAACCACUCUAAUCUAGCAAACUCACAGAAACAUCAUUCAAUAUUACCAAACUGUUAAAUCUUUCCUACUUUUCUUUCUUCAUUUAUUAAGAGCUUUUGAAUUAAAGAUGGGAACUAUAGUAGCCUUGCUAGCUACUUCCUUUGUUUUGCUUCUUGUUUCAUUUUCAUGGAGGUUAUUAAAUUGGCUUUGGUUAAAGCCUAAGCAUCUGGAAAUGCAAUUGAGGAAGCAAGGGUUUUCUGGAAAUCGUUAUCGCUUGUUGUAUGGAGACAUGAAGGAGAGUUCAAAGAUGGCGAAGGAGGCCAUAUCAAGUCCAAUCGAAAUAUCCGAUGACAUUGUACCUCGUGUUCAACCUUUCACUCAUCAAAUUGUUAAGAAUUUCGGUAAGAAUUCUUUUGUAUGGUUUGGACCUGUACCAUGUGUGAAUAUCAUGGAACCUCAGAUGAUAAAAGAAGUAUUAAUGAGGUAUGAGGAGUUUCAGAAGCCAAAUAUAAACCCUAUUCUCAAAAUGUUUGUGAAAGGGCUUGUUGUAUAUGAAGGUCAAAAAUGGGCUAAACACAGAAAGAUCCUCAACCCUGCUUUUCAUAUGGAGAAGUUAAAGGACCUUCUUGGAAAAUUUUAUGUAAGCUGUGAUGAUAUGAUCAGCAAAUGGGAAGAUAUGGUGUCAACCACCGGAUCGUGCGAGUUAGAUGUUUGGCCAUGCCUUGAUAACUUAUCGAGUGAUGUCAUCUCAAGGGCGGCAUUUGGUAGUAGUUAUGAAGAAGGGAAGAAGAUAUUUAAGCUCCAAAAAGAGCAAAGUACAAUGGCGAUGAAAUUGAUUCAGCAAGUCUACAUUCCUGGACUAAGGUUUUUGCCAACUAAGACGAACAAGAGGAUGAAGGAAAUCAAUAAGGAAAUGCGAGUUUUGAUGAAUAACAUCAUCACUAAAAGAGAAAACCAAAUGAAGAUGGGAGAAACUUGCAACGAUGACUUGUUGGGGAUUUUGUUGGAAUCUAGUUUGAAAGAAGCCCGAGAACAAGGAUACAGGAAGAAUGCUGGUCUAACAAUUGAAGAGAUAGUUGAAGAAUGUAAAUUAUUUUACCUUGCAGGAAGAGAUACAACUUCGGUCUUGCUUGUGUGGUUGAUGGUUCGAUUGGGAAAGCAUUUGGAUUGGCAAGCUCGUGCUAGAGAGGAAGUUUUACGCGUUUUUGGUCAGAACAAACCAGAUUACAAUGGAUUGAACAACUUGAAAAUUGUGACAAUGAUAAUAAACGAGGUCCUGAGAUUAUAUCCUCCCGUAAUUCUGAUGUAUCGUAUGAUCCACAAACCAACCAAAAUCGGGGACAUUUUGCUGCCACCAGGUGUACAAAUCUCAGUACCAACUAUGUUAGUUCAUAAUGAUCCUAAACUAUGGGGUGAGGAUGCCACUGAGUUCAACCCCGAGAGAUUUUCUGAAGGUAUAGCUAAGGCAACCAACAGCCAAGUUAUAUACACGCCUUUCGGUUGGGGUCCAAGAAUAUGUAUUGGGCAGAACUUUGCCAUGCUUGAAGUUAAGAUGGCUUUGGCAAUGAUCUUACAACGUUACUCAUUCGAGCUUUCGCCGUCUUACUCUCAUGCGCCAUUCCUCGUUAUGAACCUUCAACCCCAACAUGGCGUUCCCAUGAUCUUGCGAAAAAUAUAAAAAUCUAUCAAAUGAUGACAAACAUGUGUGAAAAUAAGUACUUGUAUAAUGUGUACUACUUUUAAUUUACCAGUUCAUGUAACUGUGUGCUCGUGAUGCUUGCCUUUUCAGAUUGUUUUCUUAAUUGAGUGUAUUAUAUCAAAGAGUAUAAGAAAUGCUAAAUAAAUUCUUAGUAUCAAAUAAAUAGUCGUCUUGUGUUAGUUGUAAGUAGUGAACGACAUGCUAGACAAGGACUAAAGUGAUUAGAGAUGCUUCUGUUAGAAUAAUAUAUGUAAAUAUUCAUUGUCAAUAUUAUAUUGACAAUAUAUUUACAUAUAUUAUUCUAACAGCUUCUAACUUCUAGGAAGGGCUCCUCAUCUAGGCCUCAAUAGGUAGAUUACAAAACGGAAAACCAAGUUUUAUACCUAUCUUUUGGAUUAUUAAAGCAAUUCCCUGCCCUCCAAAUACGGUAAAUAAGCCAAAAAGG
Beta vulgaris subsp. vulgaris (sugar beet) is the source of this 2209-nucleotide messenger RNA. RefSeq names its product cytochrome P450 72A397. The record is from RefSeq and is a predicted model, not a curated record. The coding region runs from base 193 to 1743 and encodes 516 amino acids. Gene Ontology annotation, molecular function: iron ion binding; heme binding; oxidoreductase activity, acting on paired donors, with incorporation or reduction of molecular oxygen. The transcript has 5 exons. Lineage: Eukaryota; Viridiplantae; Streptophyta; Magnoliopsida; Caryophyllales; Amaranthaceae.